This is a messenger RNA of Passer montanus (Eurasian tree sparrow), 3427 nucleotides long. It is a transcript of the gene HTR6, whose product is annotated as 5-hydroxytryptamine receptor 6. The transcript is spliced from 3 exons. Lineage: Eukaryota; Metazoa; Chordata; Aves; Passeriformes; Passeridae. Gene Ontology annotation, molecular function: G protein-coupled serotonin receptor activity; neurotransmitter receptor activity. The coding region runs from base 33 to 1307 and encodes 424 amino acids. Gene Ontology annotation, cellular component: dendrite; membrane. Gene Ontology annotation, biological process: G protein-coupled receptor signaling pathway, coupled to cyclic nucleotide second messenger; chemical synaptic transmission. The record is from RefSeq and is a predicted model, not a curated record.
CAGCCCAGGGCCAGCCCUGCCCCCGGCUCCUCAUGGAGGGGGACCUGGGGGCCCCCAAUGCCAGCGUGCUGGGGGAGCACUCCCUGCUCAUGGGCAGCAGCUGGGUGGCCGCCUUCCUCUGCUUCAUCAUCUUGCUGACCACAGCAGGAAACUUCCUCCUCAUCCUACUCAUCGUCACGCAGCGCUCCCUCCGCAACACCUCCAACUACUUCCUGGUGUCCCUCUUCAUGUCGGACCUGAUGGUGGGGCUGGUGGUGAUGCCCCCGGCCAUGCUCAACCAGCUCUACGGCCGCUGGGUGCUGCGGUGGGACUUCUGCUCCCUCUGGGCCUCCUUCGACGUCAUGUGCUGCAGCGCCUCCAUCCUCAACCUGUGCGUCAUCAGCCUGGACCGGUACCUGCUCAUCACGUCCCCGCUCCGCUACAAGCUGCGCAUGACGUCCUGCAGGGCGCUGGCGCUCAUCCUGGCCACCUGGAGCUUGGCCGCGCUGGCCUCCUUCCUGCCCAUCAAGAUGGGGUGGCACGAGCUGGAGUUCCAGGUGCGGCCCCUGAACGUCACCGGCCGCGGGGACGAGGACCAGUGCCGGCUGCUGGUCAGUCUGCCCUACGCCCUGGUGGCCUCCUGCCUCACCUUCUUCCUGCCGUCCGCCGCCAUCUCCUUCACCUACUGCCGCAUCCUGCUGGCGGCGCGCAAGCAGGCCGUGCAGGUGGCCUCCCUGGCCUCCAACGUGGCCACCACCGACGAGGCCACGCCACAGGUCCCACGCACCCCGAGCCAGCCCCUGGCCAGCAGCGAGAGCAGGAGGUUCACCAACAAGCACAGCAAGAAGGCUCUGAAGGCCAGCCUGACCCUGGGCAUCCUCCUGGGCAUGUUCUUUGUGGCCUGGCUGCCCUUCUUCGUCACCAAUGUAGCUCAGGCAGUUUGUGACUGUGUCCCGGCCGGAUUCUUCGAUGUGCUCACUUGGCUGGGCUACUGUAACAGCACCAUGAACCCCAUCAUCUACCCGCUCUUCAUGAGGGACUUCAAGAGGGCCAUGGGCAAAUUCCUGCCCUGCUGCCGGCGCUCGGCGGAGCCCCGGCCCAGCGCCAUCUCCCUGUCCAUGAGGAAUUCCAACAGCGGGCCCCGCGCUGCCACCUCCCUCAAGAACGUCCUGACCCUGCAGGCUGAGACCGACUCCAUCGACUCCGGGGCACCGGGCAGUGAGCCCAGGCUGCUCCCGGCGCCGCGGGGCCCCGGCGCCCGCUCCGGCAGCCUUUGGGACGCCGAGCCCCCGGACACGGAGCUGCAGCUCGGCACGCCCGUGGCCUGAGCGGGCGCACAUAGCUCGCUGUGACAGAAGGAUCCCCUCACAAACCCUCUGGGAGCUGAUUUGCCACAAGCCAUCUCCCCGGCUCCCUGUUCCAGCACACAGUGCAGCUCAUGGAAGGGAUGGUGGCCCCGGGCGCUACCACAAGGAGGAUCAAACCGUGCAGAGCCAGGUGUUGCUGCUGAAUUAACCAGCUUUGUCUCUCUCUCUUUCAUCCCUCCUGUGCUCACCACCACCACCGUCCCCUAACCCUUCCUCCGGCCUUCCCAUCUCUGGUGAGUCUGAACCUCGGAUUCCAGACUCUGUGUCUCACUAACCUCAAGCCAAGGCUUGGCUUUGCACACACAGAGCUCAGCAGAUCUUCUCCAAGUGCACUGAGGGGAGUGGUGGAAAAACAUCCUGUGGCUCAUGGGCAAGAGGUUUAGAGCUGCUUCAGCAGGAACACUGAGGUUUGGGGCUGCUUCAGCCCACGGAACAUCACAUCUUCCUGGAGCUGGGGCUGGAUCUCCUCCCUGGAGUCGUGUCUGUCUCAGGUUCCUGUCACAGUGCACUCCAGCUCAGCAGCACCGCCGUGCCUUGUCAUGUAGAGCUGCACUGCGGGGGCUGAAUUUGGUGCAGAGUGUCCAACACUGAUUUUUGGAUGUUCAGUGGGGGUGUGGGGUGCGACUCACGGUGGCUCCACGCGUGUCUCACAGUAGUAAUGGGAUCAGCUCCUCCCACAGGCUCCAUCCCACAGCUUCCCACUCCUGCACAUCCCAUCUCGCUUCCCUCCGACAAUUCAUCAUGUCCUCGAUGAUGCAGUUAGAAAAUACACUUCAGCUAAGAAUCUAAAGGAAAAUUGUAUUUUAAAUGACAAUGCCAGCCCCCUUCCCAGAGCCAUAAGCAGAGGGAACACUGAGUAAAUGUGACAAGUGGGCACUUCAAAAAAAUCAAUAAAAUAAAUUAUUUUAGUAAAGUCUUUCUCAAGUGCCUUUGGGCUGGCAGUUGGCUGCUGUGCCCUCCCUGGAUCCUUCACUCCAAGCCUUCUGCCUAAUUCCAAGACUGUUUUCCUGGAACUCCCUGAUACCCAAAUGGACACAGAGCAUCCCCUGGAUACAGCAUGCUGCCAGAAGCAGCCACACACCAGGCCACUUUCAGUUUUCUUUCCACAUUGCCCACAGCUCUUCCAGAACUGAACAGGAGUUUGUAUGACCAAGCCAGCAUUUCUUUGCCACAAAUCCCUUGGGAGCCAGGGAUGGGUGAGUGGGACACACUGAGGGCUGAGCACAGGCUCAAACCUCAAACUGUUCAGUGCAUUUUGCUGCAGAUGGAGCUUGGGGCUGGUGUUGAGCACCCAAAUCAAGAUGUGCAUCUUCCCCCAAUGGCUUUGUAUAAAUACAAGUUUGGACAACAACCCAGGUUAAAAAGGAGCAGAAAAAGAUACUGUGGAGUCUGGAAGUUUGUUAGGUAUCAAAUCAGCCUCUGGAGAUGGACAGAGAGAGAGGGAGAGUCACCUCUUCAAGCCAGAUGUUCAAAAGCAAUAAUUCCUUCCUGUCUCAUGCAGGCAGUUCUGUGUAAGUAGGUGUUUGCUUGUGGACAAACCCUUGGAUGAGCAGAGGAAUCCCAUCCCAACCCUGCAGCCAAUGGCACCACCAGCAGCUGGCUGAACAGCCCCAUCCCUGUGGGAUCCCACAGUCAGUCCCUGUGGUCUCUGCAGUGAGGCACCCCUCCAGGUCAGAGCUGGGCAGCUCUGAGCCCCUGGGAUGCUGGAUUUAGGGAGAGCAAUUGCCAGGCACUGCAUCCAAACCACGGUGCUUUGCUGGGUCACAGCAUCACCCCCAAAGCCAGCUGUGUCUGACUCCAUGAGGAAUGAUCUGCAGGUAAGGUUUGCAGGAAGCUGGGAAUGGGAGGGGGGAUUAACAUGGCUGUUGGCUCAGUGGGGAGGAGGAGGGGGAGAACCCUGUGUGAACAAAAUUGGGAAGGUAUUUUCCCUCAGUAUUUUCCCUCUCAUAAGUCAACAGGACCCCCCAGAUGGAGGUGGGAGAGUUUGAACACUCCCUUGUGGCAAAGCAUAAAACCCCAGAGGGGAUUACCCUCCUGCCACACUCCUGACUGGUGCACUUGCCUGGGCUCAGCAGCAAAAC